Lethenteron reissneri (Far Eastern brook lamprey) is the source of this 3943-nucleotide messenger RNA. RefSeq lists its product as uncharacterized. Lineage: Eukaryota; Metazoa; Chordata; Hyperoartia; Petromyzontiformes; Petromyzontidae. The record is from RefSeq and is a predicted model, not a curated record.
AUUUAAAUCAUAAACAGUACUCAGGGUAUGCCGGGGUAGUCGCAACAUCACAGUGCAAGCAAGUUCGAAGUAGAUAUGGCGCUCAAUCACGUGGAAAUUGCAGAUAUCCAAGUUCUGUUUGGACACGACUGCAAAGUAAUACAAUCGGCAUGUGGUAAAUAUUUGAAUGAAUGUUCUGGACAGUGGAACACACUGGAUUCUGGGAGGAUUUGCCUUUUGAAAAAAGGCAACUUUCAAUUCGUCGCCCUCUACAAGCUCAACAUGCCCAAGGGCUACAUCUGCCAAGUGACGAAGGACAUUUUUUACCAAAAAGACGAACGACUCCUGCAAUUUAAGUCAGAAGGAGGUGAGAAUGUGGCCUUGUAUUUCGAACACAAAAACGAAUUCAAGAUGUUCGUGGACGCUCUUCCCAAGUAUACCGUCAUGAAGAAGCAAGAAAGAAAACGCCCAAAGGGUGGUACAAACGCGGACAUCAGCAAGCCAACUGAAUUCCAGCAUCUGCAGCACUAUCAAUUUGAUCUUCAGAAGCAGCUCAUGGUGGUGAAGUGUCCUGCCGAGUCAGCUGUCACAGGACAUUCUGCAUCAGGUUCAACUCUGCCAAGGUCAAGAAGUCAGAGCAUAGGCUGUGGGACACUUCCAUUGGCUUUUCGACCUUUACCAGAAAUUCCUGGCCAGGGUCCCAUGGUCCGCCUGGAAACCCACCCAUCAAAAUAUGAGCCACGUGGGAGCAGACCACAUAGCAGUCCGCUCCCGAGCUCUGAUUAUGAGGAGGUGAUCAAAGAAUGGACUCAACCAGACAUGGGCACCCUGAGACCCCCGAACACUGUCGCCCCAAGCCCUCCGGUCCUGAUCCACAAUGCCCGUGAUGAUCCAACCGAUUCUGGACACGAAGAAAAUGUGUACGUAAAGAUAAUCAAGAAUCCUCAAAUGACGGGAACGGCAUGGGUAAAUGCCUCAUCAGCAUCGCCAGGAGUGACUGCGCAAUUACCCAUCGGUGGUCUGGAAGAAGCUGUGAAGUCUGAAGUGUUCGUACCAGAUGUGCCAGCUGAACGUGGGAUCAGAGCUUGGAAAAAUCCCGCAAAAACAUGGGCGGUGAAUGAUAAAGAUCCCAGGCAAAGUUUGGCUGCAGCAUUAAAAUUAGGGAAUGCUAUGGGUCAUGACAGAAGCUCACUCAGGAAGAGAUCUGGCUCGUCACCCUUUGCAAGUCCUGCUGCAGCCAACAGAGGGCCGUUGGAGGAGGAGGUGGCGAUGGUGCCAACCACGAGAGAAGUGGAAGAGAGACGAGUAGAAAUAACGGAGGAAGAGAAGAAUGUGGAUCAAACGGAAGAAAACGUAUCACCCGUGCCCUGUCCCAUCUGCUUCUACGUAUACCCUGGCUGGUUGAUUGAAGAGCAUGCGCGCACGUGCGAGGAAUAUUCAACAGAUCCGACGGCAUCGUGACACAGAAUCGGGAUAUUUAUUUUUACUGGAGGAGGAAUCCGAUGAGCUAUAAAGCUCCUUUUCACAAAUGUCCAAUUAGGGGCACAAAGUCAGAACGUUACAACACGCAACAAUAAACAAUGCGCAAACACGAUAGGAAAGGUAAACAAAUCACUUAAAUGUAAAUACACAAAUACAACUAAGCUGUCUCCCCGACAGACCUGGUCUUCACCUGAGGACGGCUGCUUGCGUUGUGGCCGAAACGUCGUGAGAAUUAUUUUAUUAUGUUUUAUUUUUAUUAUUUUAUUAUUUCCAUUCUACGUGACUUUACCGAAAGAACCAAGAAGAUAUUUUUUUUAUCUUACCAGGUAAAGCCCACUGAGCUAUUAGCUUCUUUUUUCAGAAGAGACCUGACCACAAAUGAUGGCUCAACAAAGUGGCUUCUCGUGCGGGAAAGAAAACACCCGACCAGAACGGUGAGCCGCCACCACCACCAGCCGUACGUGAAUACUCGACAUCUCGGCAGGUGACCGUGCAAAUCGCCCUCAAUACCGCUCGUGACCCGAGACACAGCCGCGAGCUAUGUUACGUCCAGGUUACAGGCUGCCACUUCACCCCUGGUCAUGUUAAAUGCUCAAUAUUACUGCAAAAUCCUGUUUCUCUUAAGACUUCACAACACAUGGUACACAUGCUGCACACAGCAUGGGUGCCACGGUGGCCAGAGGACGCCACGGUGGCCAAAUGAUAACAACCUCACCUGGCAUACAGGAGGAAGUGGGUUCGAGCCCAACCCCCGACGCCUGUUGUAUAUUUGGAGUUUGCGUGUCUCUCUCCCCGUGGUCGUGUGGAUUUUUCUCAAGGACCCUCCGGUUUUUCCCUCCACAUAUAAAAAACAAUGCGUUUAGAGCAUUUGCCUGUUCUAUAUUCCCACGUGAUAAGCUGUUUCGUCGAGUCAUCAUUUGUGGCUUGGUCGCUUCUCAGUGGGCCUUACCUGGUGAAAUAAAAAUAGUAUCGUUUAUAUUCAGAAUCCUUUUGACCUGCCACACACUCUCAUAUUAACGACGUGAAAGUGUGUAUUUUGUACACUAAAGUUUUUUUUUAUUCAAUAUACCGACUGUUCGCGAUCGAAUCGUCGUAGUUUUGUUUUUAUUAUUUUUUGUUAUUUUCUUUGAACCUAUCUACGUGACUUUACCGAAAGACUCAAAGAAUAUGAAUUCCUGCAGUCACGAAAGCUUUAAGUCAAGACCCAGGAUUCAUGUUAACAGCCUCCUCCUGAGAUCUUUGUCACGGUGGUCGUGAAAUUCGAAUGAAGUGAAACAUAUUCGAUGUGGCUGUAGAAUCACAUGAGCUUAUCCGUGUCCCUGCUUGCCUUUGAAAAUCGCCACGUGGAGCGAUGUAACUUGAAUUAGCCCAUUGCUUUAUUUUACUUUUCAAGAGUUAUAUUUUUAGCUGGGUUUUUUUGUUCGAACAAAGUUUGUACAUUCAACGAUAGGUCCAUUUCCAGGUGGGGUACUCCUCCCCCCCGACCGCUUCCGUGACCUUUCUGUCAAACUAUCAUUAUUUAUUUAACCUCACGUCAGUAACACAGUUUACACAAAAAACACCUUGCUAAAAAUCGUAACCCUGUGGUGGUCGCGGUCUCGCGUGUUCAUAACACGAUAAUCAUUGGGACGCUGUGUUUCCGACAGCUCUGUUUUUUCACCUGAGGACGGCUGCUUGUGUUGUGGCCGAAACGUCGUGAUAAUUUUAUUUUAAUUAGUUUUAUUUUUAUUAUUUUAUUAUUUCCCUUCUACGUGACUUUACCGAAAGAACCAAGAAGACGAGAAUCCUCUCCACGGCCCUCGACCCGGCGUCGUCAAUAUAUUUUGACCGCGGAAUGUUUCUGGGGGUUUUCUGAACAAUUUCACUUGCAAGGGGGCUGCUCGCCCCCCUCGACAUCGAGUGGCCCACGGGCCAACCCUCCGAGCGUCGUCGUGCGUCCCAACGGUUGCGCUACUUAACCUAACAGCACUUGCCCCAACAGUCUGCUAAGGCUACACGGGAGAUCUUUGAUGUGGAAAGAGCGAGAGAGAGAGAGUGAGCAGGAUAGGGCUGUGUGAUUGAGUGGAGAGAGAGAGAAGGUGAUAUCAUAGACUAUACGGGGGGUGAUCUUGCACUGUGGUUAACGCGUGAUAAGUGUUACAUUUGAUGUUUAAUUUCAUUUAUUUUAAAAUUAUACGGGUAUUUGUAUCUCGUGUAAAGAAAAAAGUUGUUCAAGAGUUGGAACAUUUUGUGGCUGAAACGUUGCUUGCUCAGCUUCGCUUACCGAGCAAUUUUCUCGGACCGUAUCUCGCUCGCUACGCCAGACGACACGCGCCUGUGUACGGACAUCUGCAGUCUGCGGCUAAAAUGUUGCAAAGUUAUCGAUACGCGUAUGUAUUCUAUGUAUCCGCGCUCACUUUAAUGCAUAUGUAAAGGGUGAAUCUGCCCGUUUCGGACACUUUCGCUGUGUAGUCGCUAUGUAAUUAAACAAUACCGGCUACCA